AGAAUCAUACAUACUGCAGGACUUCCAGAAAGAAAUCAUCCACUGACUCUUAAAAGUAAGGAACUCUGUGUUCUUACUCUGGUGUCUGCAUAACCGGGAUCUUAUAAGUAAGCCAAAGACAUCAAAAUGGCUUUGCCUAGAAGCCAAGGCCAUUGGUCCAACGCAGACAUCUUGAGGUUACUGGAAUGCAUGGAGAAUAAUCUCCCAUCUGAUGACAACGGCACGUUCAGCUCAACUCAGUCACACAUGGACUGGGGAAAAGUAGCUUUUAAAAACUUUUCUGGUGAAAUGUGCAGACUCAAAUGGUUAGAGAUUUCUUGCAGCUUGAGAAAAUUCAGCACUUUGAAAAAAUUAGUCCUGGAAGCUAAGAAAUGUGUUAAAAAUACAAACAAAAGCCAAAAAGGCAGGAACCAUCCAGACUUUCCAAAGAGGCCCCUUACUGCUUAUAUCCGCUUCUUCAAGGAGAAUUGGCCCCAGUACUCCCAAAUGUACCCUGGGAUGAGAAGCCAGGAACUGACCAAAAUCCUGUCAAAGAAAUACAAGGAGCUCCCAGAGCAGAUGAAACAGAAAUAUAUUCAGGAUUUCCAGAAGGAAAAGCAAGAAUUUGAGGAAAAACUUGUUCGAUUCAGGGAAGAGCACCCUGAUUUAGACCAGAAGGGCAAGAAAUCUGAUAUCUCCAAGAGGAUUCAAACCAAAGUGCAAAAGAAAGUUCAGAAAAAUAUUGAAGAAGUGACGUCUCUUCCAAAAACGGAUCAAUUUUUCAAGAAGGUAAAAUUUCAUGGAGAGCCUCAGAAACCCCCCAUGAAUGGAUACCACAAGUUUCACCAAGAUUCCUGGUCAAGUAAGGAGCUGCAACAUUUGUCCCUGAGGGAGCGCAUGGUAGAGAUUGGCAGACGCUGGCAGCGCAUCCCGCAGAGCCAGAAGGAUCAUUACAAGAGCCAGGCUGAGUUGCUGCAGAAGGAAUACAAAGUGGAAUUGGAUCUCUGGCUCAAGACUUUGUCACCUGAAGAUUAUGCUGCAUACAAAGAAUCGACCUAUGCUAAGGGUAAGAAUAUGGCGAUGAUGGGAGGCCCGGCCCCCAGCUUGAGACAAACAGAUCCGCAGUCCUCAUCAGCAAAGGGUCUGCAAGAAGGGUUUGGGGAGGGGCAGGGGCUCCAGGCUGCAGGAACAGAGGCAUCACAGACUAUUUGGGUAAACUGUCAUGUCUCCAUGGAACCAGAAGAGAACAGGAAGAAAGAUGGCGACGAGGAAGAAAGCAGUAACUCUUUAGACUGCAGCGGUGGGGAAGACAUGGAAGUUGAUGUCUCAGGGCAGUGACUCUAGUGCAGCUUCCUCAGAGGACUUCUAACUGGGACUCCACCUGACUCAGACUCUGCCUGACUCAGACUCCAGGGUCAGGCAGAGUUUCUCCGCAAAAGCCCAUUCAUGCCA
Pan troglodytes (chimpanzee) is the source of this 1431-nucleotide messenger RNA. RefSeq names its product putative upstream-binding factor 1-like protein 6. Bases 127 to 1317 code for a protein of 396 amino acids. The transcript has a single exon. NCBI's taxonomy places the organism in Eukaryota, Metazoa, Chordata, Mammalia, Primates, Hominidae. The record is from RefSeq and is a predicted model, not a curated record.